Molecule: messenger RNA, 1512 nt
Organism: Vombatus ursinus (common wombat)
Lineage: Eukaryota; Metazoa; Chordata; Mammalia; Diprotodontia; Vombatidae
Product: olfactory receptor 14A16-like
Exons: 4
Coding region: 1-1512 (503 amino acids)
Biological process (GO): G protein-coupled receptor signaling pathway
Cellular component (GO): membrane
Molecular function (GO): odorant binding; olfactory receptor activity; G protein-coupled receptor activity
Source: RefSeq, a predicted model, not a curated record
AUGACCAACUUCACCAUGGUGACAGGAUUCCUCUGGAUGGGCUUUUCCAAUACCUCAGAGCUGCAGGUCUUACAUGCCAUGCUCUUCUUACUUAUGUACCUGGUGGCUCUGAUGAUGAACCUGCUCAUUUUCACCAUCAUCUCUCUUGAUGAGCAUCUCCGCUCCCCCAUGUACUUCUUCCUGAAGAACCUUUCCUUUUUAGAUCUUUGCUUUAUUUCUACCACACUCCCUAAAUCUAUCACAAACUUUCUGUGCCGCAGCCGUUCCAUUUCUUUCAUGGGGUGUGUAUUACAGUUCUUUUUAGUAAUUGUCUUUGCAGCAUCUGAGCUUUCUCUCCUUACAAUAAUGUCUUAUGAUCGCUAUGUGGCCAUCUGUCAGCCCCUGCAUUAUGAAGUCAUUAUGACCAGAGGGACUUGUGUGAAGAUGGCAACUGUUUCCUGGCUCAGUGGAGGAUUGUUAGGGGCUCUGUACUCAGGUAGUACAUUCACUUUGCCUUUCUGUAGCUCCAAAGAGAUCAAUCACUUCUUCUGUGAUGUCCCUUCAUUACUUAGGCUCUCCUGCUCUGAUAUACAUAUUGGAGUAGAUGUGACUUUGUCUAUCGGGAUUACUUUUGGGAUUCUCUGCUUUACCUCCAUAGCUAUCUCUUAUGGUCACAUAUUCUCAACUGUGCUGAAGAUUCCAGCCACAGAGGAUCAGUCAAAAGCCUUCUCCACUUGCAUGCCCCAUCUCAUCGUUCUCAUAGUUUUUAUCACAACAGGUGUCAUUCUUUAUCUAAAGCCACGCCAGGAAUCUUACUCAGUUCUAGAUCUGUCAUUAUCUAUAUUCUACACAGUGGUCUCCCCAACCUUGAACCCUGUCAUCUAUAGCCUGAGGAACAAUGAAAUCAAGACUUCUCUGAUGAAACUAACAGCUGGGAAACACUUCUCACAGGGACCAAAUCAGCCAACCAGGGUCAUACUCACCAAUCAUCCGCGGCCACCCAGAAUUACCAGAGAUGAGCCGACCAGGGGCAAGGCCAGGCAGGAAGGCACACGCGAACGAGCAGGAGCAAAAGCCGACCCGCCCCCCAUCCCUGCAGUUCCUUUUAGUACCUUCUUUGUCCCUCCUCCUCAGCCCGCCCAUAGCGACUCGUCGAGAAUCAAAUAUCAAAAGGGGAUGUCCAGCGCUAGCGUCCAGACAAAGGGAGCAUACGUGGCACAGGAAGUGGGACCUAGAUAUCUGGAAGGAGGCGUGAGGGAUCAGUGUAUAGACAAAGGAGAAUUCCCUGCCUCAGGAGCACGCGCUCCGGCCACUGCCCUGUACCCUGCUUCCUCCCCAGCCUGUCACAGCUCCACCCAGCACCACUCCAGUCUCAGGAGCGUGAGCUCCGGUUACCUCUCCGAAUCCAGAUCCCAUCCCAGUACGCCACAACUCCGCCCAGCACCACCUCUGCCUCGGGAGCAAGAGCUCCAGUUACUUCCUAAUACCCAGUUCCCGUACAAUGUUGGCACAACCUCACCUGGCACUAGCUAG